AGGAAGAGAGCAAGAGAGCAAGGACGUCCCCAUUCAUGCACUGUGGGGUGCUGUGUCGUUUUGCAAUGGGCCCCUGCCGUGAAUAUUUCUGUCUCGGUCUUGGUUUGCUAUUUUGAUGUAUUAUUGGCUAUGGAGACAUUCUGCGUUGGUGUUCUUCCUGAACCAAGUAUUGUCUAGGAAUAUAUAUAUGCAAUACAGCCUGUGAUAAGAGCUUGACCAGUGCCGACUCAAAUCAGGGAGGAGAGCCGUUGUCUCUCUCCGGCUGACAGUCCUGGAAAGACUGCACAACUGUGUGAAUGAAUUAAGACUGAAUUGAAAGACUGUGCCCGUGCUGUGCUGCCAUGACGACCAUGGCCCCUCCCCUCAUGUUUCUCCUCCUGCUCCUUCAAUUGGCUCACAGCUCUUUCCCAGAGGAGCCCGGUCCUCUAAGCUAUGCUCCCUUAGAGGUGGUGAGGAGGUAUCCUGUGUUUGUGGGUAGAGCUCAUCGUUCCUCACAGAGACAGGAGCUGCACAUUCACACAGUACUCCAGGUCAACCGCACACUCUACAUAGGAGCCAGAGAUGAUCUAUAUAGAGUGGAGCUGGACAAUAUGUCAGGGGACGAAAUAUUCUACAGCAAGAAGCGGACGUGGGAAUCCAAUAAGAAUGACAUUCGAGUCUGCAGGAUGAAGGGCAAACGUGAGGGGGAGUGUCGUAACUUCAUCAAGGUGUUAUUGAGCCAACAUGGAGAACUGUUUGUGUGUGGAACUAACGCCUUCAACCCUCUAUGUGCCAACUACACUAGGGACACUCUGGAGAUGGUGGGAGAGACGGUCAGUGGGAUGGCUCGAUGCCCUUAUGAUCCCAGACACGCUAACGUGGCUCUUUUUGCAGAGGGCAGUCUCUUCACUGGUACUGUAACAGACUUCCUGGCGAUUGAUGCUGUGAUCUAUCGUAGCCUAGGCGACAGCCCUGCUCUCCGCACCGUCAAACACGACUCCAAGUGGUUCAGAGAGCCCUUCUUUGUGAGCGCAGUGGAGUGGGGGCCUCAUAUUUACUUCUUCUUCAGGGAAAUGGCCAUGGAGUUCCAUCACCUGGAGAAGGUGAUGGUGUCUCGUGUGGCGAGGGUGUGUAAGGGGGACCAGGGUGGCUCUCAGAGGGUGUUGGAGAAACAGUGGACAUCGUUCCUGAAGGCCAGACUGAACUGUUCUGUCCCAGGAGACUCCCACUUCUACUUCAACCUGCUCCACGCCACCAGCCCCGUACUCAACAUGAACGGCAGAGACGUCAUACUGGGACUGUUCUCUACACCGCCCAACAGUAUCCCUGGGUCUGCAGUCUGUGUGUUUGACAUGCAACAGUUGGCCAGGGUGUUUGAGGGAAGAUUCAAGGAGCAGAAAUCUCCAGAAUCCAUCUGGACACCUGUAUCUGAUGAGCUUGUGCCCAAACCCAGGCCAGGUAGCUGUGCGGUGCAGGGGUCUCAGUUCAGCUCAUCCAAAACUCUGCCGGAUGAGGUGUUGAACUUUGUGAAGACUCAUCCCCUGAUGGACGAGACCAUACCCCUAGUGGGGCACAGACCCUGGGUUGUCAAGACGAUGGGCAGGUACCAGUUGACAGCCAUGGUGGUGGACACAGAAGCUGGUCCCCAUAGAAACCGUACGGUAUUGUUUCUGGGCUCCACGCGAGGGACCGUCCUCAAAUUCCUCAUUGUCCCCAGUGGAGACAACUCUCCCACACACAGCAGUGUGUUUCUGGAAGAGGUGGAGGGCUUCAACCCUGAGAAGUGUGGAGAGGAUUCUGUCCAGGCCAGACAGUUGUUGUCUCUGUCCUUGGAUCGUCCCAGUCACACUCUACUGCUGGCCUUCCCUUCCUGUCUGGUCAGACUACCCACAGCACGCUGCCACCUACACUCACGCUGCAUGAAGAGCUGUCUGACUUCCAGAGAUCCCUACUGUGGCUGGACCAGAGGCAGCACCUGCUCCUUCCUCAGACCAGGCACACGGCUGCCUUUUCAGCAAGACAUUGACUAUGGCAACUUCUCCCAUCUUGGAGACUGUGGUGGUGUCAUACAGCAGAGUCUGCUGGUCGAGCCGGAGAGUCUGGUCUCCCUCAACCUGCUGGUGGCGUCUGCAAUCUCGGCUUUCACCAUCGGGGCGAUGCUAUCAGGCCUGGCCGUCUGCUGGAUCAUGGCUCACAAGCCCAGCAACCGACGCCACGCUAGCAACACCAGCCAGUCCAGCAUCCAGCGCCGGGAGAGGGGGAUGUUGACGUCAGGAGGAGGGAUGGGAGGAUCGGUCCUCAGUGUGACCCGUCAGGGAGGAGGGGAUAGACCUUGUUCUCAGGGCGGGGAGACCCUGUUUGUGAUGCCCAACGGAUGGGUUAAGUCAGGGGAGCUGGACCCAGGGUUCUUGCCCACGCCAGAGCACACGCCCCAGCAGAAGAGACGCGGGCUCAGGCUUUCCGAUUCUGGAUCAGGGGGGUGGGACAACAGCCAGACCUACCUGGGAGGGAGCACCAUGGGGCUGGCAUCCCCCUGCCCUCUCCCUUGCCCCCCACACCCCUCCACUGCUGUCUACCUGACCACCAGACUCUUCCAGGGUGGAGGAGGUGGGAGACAUGGGGGUGAGGAGCGAGGAAGAGAAGGGGAGACGCCUCGCCAGCACUACGUGUGCCUCAGCAAGCCCUGGGGGGAGAAGGGAAGGAGUGGGACCCCAAAGUCGGCACUUCGCAAGUCGGCAGGGGAGUACGUGUACCCCAUGACCCCCCAGGACUCCCCGAAUAGGAGGAGGGUGGUGUCAGCCCCCAGCGCCCACAUGGAGUUUGGGGAGCCCCUGCCUCUCCGUUGGCCUCCCCAGGAAGGCUACAUCCUCAGCAGCCAGGGCAUGGUCCCCGCACCUCCAUCCUCCAUGCCGACCCCCAACGGCCAGCAGUAUGCGGCCCAGCACCACACCCCCGGGCCGGGCAGGGCUCAGCUGAGAGGGGAACUGGGGAGAGGAGAGCUGGGGGAGCUGGUGGAUCUCAGCCAGCUGCUGAGUAAGAAGAGUUCCAAUGAGAGGACUCACAACGGGCAGUGAAAAAGAGAGUGAAACGCAGGGAAGGACCCCGGUCACUGCUUAAGACCACAUCAGUCUCUUUCUACAUCUCUCUCCUUCUCUCUGUCCUACCUUUUCUCUCCCUCCCUCUCUCUUUCUUUCUCUCUCUGUCUCUCUGUCUCUGUCCCUCAUUGUCAUUCAGUCCUGAUAUCUCUGUAUCUUACUGGUGGACUCCUGAGGCUGUUCUUUCUGUGACUGGUUACUACUGCUGUCACUCAGAUCCUGCUUGGCUGGGAUUAGCCAGAGAAAAUGAGAUUGUUGCUGUGUCUGCCUAUCCACUCAAGCUGCUUCAAGAGGGGAGGAGGCGGGAAAGAGAGAAAGGGGAGCGAGAGAGAGGGAUUGAAAGAGAGGUGAGAAAGAGGGAAAGGAGAGCGAGAGAGAGGGAUUGAAAGAGAGGUGAGAAAGAGGGAAAGGAGAGCGAGAGAGAGGGAUUGAAAGAGAGGUGAGAAAGAGGGAAAGGAGAGCGAGAGAGAGGGAUUGAAAGAGAGGUGAGAAAGAGGGAAAGGAGAGCGAGAGAGAGGGAUUGAAAGAGAGGUGAGAAAGAGGGAAAGGAGAGCGAGAGAGAGGGAUUGAAAGAGAGGUGAGAAAGAGGGAAAGGAGAGCGAGAGAGAGGGAUUGAAAGAGAGGUGAGAAAGAGGGAAAGAGAGAGGGGAAGGAAGGAAGAGUUUGCUAGACAGUGGAAUUCUUACAAAGAAAACAUGCUGAGAGAGAACCAUACGCAGGAAGCAACAUGCAAAGAGACCCAGAGACAGACACUUGCCGACAGCCUUACCUGUGCUUCAAACAGGCCAAAAAGGACUAACCAAACAACAUGGCCACUAUCAGGUGUCAGAAGACGAGACCUAGGAGACUUCAUUCCUACACAAUGCACUCUGUCCAACUUCCAGUACAGACUGAGUGGCACUCACACAUGAAUUAGAAAGAUAUUACUUUGAAGAAUCUUACUGAAGGUGAAUGAAACAGACACUGUUCAGCCUCAGUGUGCAGGAAAACACUGAGGUCAUUCUGACUCUGACUCUGAACGUGAAGAGAAUACCUGAUGAAGAGUGUCGAAAGGAAGCGGCAAUGAAGAUUUAAUAGCCUACCCUCCAGCAGCCUCCUGACACACACACACACACACACACACACACACACACACACACACACACACACACACACACACACACACACACACACACACACACACACACACACACACACACACACACACACACACACACACACACAGAGAGAGAGAGAGAGAUUUACAGAUCAGUUUUAAUUAGCCUGGUCAGGGGGCCAUAUAUUCCCAGUGUAUGUGAGGUGAGAGGGGCCGUACUGUACUGCUCCUAAAUUGUCUCACUGGGACUAUAACCCACUUUUACUGAGCUACGGGAAAGGAGGAGAGUCGGACUGGAAUGUCAGCACUAUUUCUGCCAACCAGGCGUUCUCUCUAAUGACGCCAUUUCAUCCAUCCAUCCACUCCUUCCAGUCCAUGUUUUUUUUAAUGGCAAAUCAUUUUAGAGCCGAUGCGACGUGUGGAGAGAAGGAUAGAGAAUUAGGUUAGGCAGUCUGUCUCUGUGUGUGUGUGUGUGUGUGUGUGUGUGUGUGUGUGUGUGUGUGUGUGUGUGUGUGUGUGUGUGUGUGUGUGUGUGUGUGUGUGUGUGUGUGUGUGUGCGUGUGUGCGUGCGUGCGUGCGUGCGUGCGUGCGUGCGUGUGUGUGUGUGCGCGUGCGUGUGCAUCCUGCGCCCUGUGUCUGUAUGCGGAGGUGCACUGACUAUGCGUGUGUGUGACAGUCACUGUUGUUGUGAUUAAACAACUGUCCUGCCGCUUACUCAUCAAUGUUAAUGGUUAUUUUCAUAGAACUCAAAUGGAACCAUAUAUUCUACCCAUCAAAGUGUCUAAUAAAAUACUUGCCAUUACGUUAAGCAGACAUGGGGAGAGGGAUAGAUAGAAAGACAGAGAUAAGUAGAAAGACAGGAGGAUAGAGAGACAAACAGAAAGGCAGAGUGAGAAAGAGAGAGGCAACAUGGAGACAAGAAAGAAGAUAGGAUCUGCCAUUCUCAAGUCAUCAGAGACACAGCUCCAGUCACAAUCAGAAACAUGUUUUGUUCAGUUCUGUUGUGAACCUGAGCAGCAAUGACUUGUAUAUAAAGACACUUGUGACUCAACCGCAGAUGUCUGUGUUACCAUUGGUGGAGCACAAUGAUGACAGCACUCAGACAGGUUAUGACUCAAAUCACACCCUAUUGUCUAUAUAGUGGUUAAAUGCAUUGCACUGAAUGGGAAAUAUGGUGUUGUUUGAGAUGCAGCCACAGUAAGAAACACACUCAUAAACACCAUGCCGAUGUCUUUUCCCCCUCUGUGUCAAUACAAUGUGUGCCAAUAUUCUGAACUGUACUUUCGGGUGACAUAUCACGUGACCACUGAAACAAAAAGGAACCAUUUUCAAGUGCCAUAAAAACCAUGCCAAUUCAUUUGAUACCUUAUAUAUUUGAUACUGUGAUGUUGUAUAAUUUGUUCGAAUGUGUACAGUGUUACUUCCUGUGUGCACCGACGAGGAACUUCACAAUGUCGCCUUCAGAUAAGCCUACUGAAUGUUUGUUUUCUUUCGUAAUUCUUUUGCCUUUGCUGCUCUCGUGCAUUUCAGGCAUAUCCAUUUCAAAUGCUAGUAACACUGAAAAUCGGUUUAUAAACCACUUAUGAACAUUGGUACAGAAUUUGGUUCAGUUGUUACUGAAAUGUGCAAGCAUUGUAUUGGUUGUUUUCUCCCACACCAACAAACAGGCAUACUGUGGAACCUUCAAGUCAAAGGCUACUUCCUGAAUGAAUAUAUAUACUAAUUUGCUCAUAAAACUGUGCAGUAAUAAUACAUAAUGGAAAAGCACAACUUUUAUUUUUCUUAUUUGAAAAGGAGUUGUACUGUUAUCUAAUGCAUAUCCUUGUAAAUAAUUGAUUUGAAUGUAUCUUACCCGUUUGGUUUUAAUGAUUCUUGUUUUCUUACUUGACACGGGCCUUUCUCUUUGACGUGUGAGUUUUUGUUGACUACGUUGUGAAUGAGCUGUAAAUACACUACGUGCAGUAUUUACCUUUGA
Molecule: messenger RNA, 6145 nt
Organism: Salvelinus fontinalis (brook trout)
Lineage: Eukaryota; Metazoa; Chordata; Actinopteri; Salmoniformes; Salmonidae
Product: semaphorin-6B-like
Exons: 17
Coding region: 342-3053 (903 amino acids)
Biological process (GO): neural crest cell migration; axon guidance; negative chemotaxis
Molecular function (GO): semaphorin receptor binding; chemorepellent activity
Source: RefSeq, a predicted model, not a curated record